Indicator indicator is the source of this 993-nucleotide messenger RNA. RefSeq names its product von Willebrand factor C domain containing 2 (gene VWC2). Gene Ontology annotation, biological process: negative regulation of BMP signaling pathway. Gene Ontology annotation, cellular component: AMPA glutamate receptor complex. Gene Ontology annotation, molecular function: protein binding. The record is from RefSeq and is a predicted model, not a curated record. NCBI's taxonomy places the organism in Eukaryota, Metazoa, Chordata, Aves, Piciformes, Indicatoridae. The coding region runs from base 1 to 993 and encodes 330 amino acids. The transcript has 3 exons.
AUGCCCAGCUCUACUGCAAUGGCAAUUGGAGCUCUCUCUAGUUCUCUUCUCGUAACCUGCUGCCUCAUGGUUGCCCUCUGUAGUUCCACUAUACCUGUACAAAAACUGGCCAAGGCUCAAGACAAACAGGAGAUAAAGGCAAGCCAGGAAAAGAGGGAUCACACAUCUACAAGGGACAGCCAGACAAGCCCAGGAAAAAUGAAUGAGAUCGGCAGAAGUGGGAGGGAAGAGGGUAGCAGGGACUGGAAGAGCAAAGGAAACAGGAACUACUCGAACAAGGAGUCUUGGACUAAGCAAAAGCAGGCUUGGAACAGCCAGGGGACGAGCAGUAAAUCUGGGAGCAUUCAAGUGCAAGAGCAAAGGGAUGCCGCUCCCGAGGAACCUCAGGUGGCUGAGGAUUCUCUUCCAGAAGCUGUUGCGAGCGUCACUCCUGAGCCGCCGGAGGAGUACGCCUAUCCAGACUACCGUGGGAAAGGCUGCGUGGACGAGAGCGGCUUUGUAUAUGCCAUCGGGGAGAAGUUUGCGCCAGGCCCCUCAGCCUGCCCCUGCCUCUGCACAGAGGAGGGCCCACUGUGCAUACAACCCGAGUGCCCUAGGCUCCACCCUCGAUGCAUCCAUGUGGACACCACGCAGUGCUGCCCGCAGUGCAAAGAGAGGAAGAACUACUGCGAGUUUCGAGGGAAAACCUACCAGACCCUAGAGGAGUUCAUGGUUUCUCCAUGUGAGAAGUGUCGGUGUGAAGCCAAUGGUGAAGUGCUGUGCACUGUCUCAGCUUGUCCCCAGACUGAGUGUGUGGAUCCUGUGUAUGAGCCUGAUCAGUGCUGUCCUAUCUGCAAGAAUGGCCCAAACUGCUUUGCAGAAACCACUGUCAUUCCAGCAGGCCGGGAGGUGAAAACUGAUGAAUGCACUAUAUGUCACUGUACUUACGAAGAAGGCACUUGGAGAAUUGAACGGCAAGCUAUGUGCACUAGACAUGAAUGCAAACAAAUAUAG